AUCUACACUUCAGAAACAACAACAGUUGCUUCCAGUACUCCUUCAGAAACAACAGUACUCUCAGCAACUGAAACUACCCCAGCACCAACAACUACCGAGACCACAGUUCCCUCAACAACCACAGAAUCUACUACUUCAGAAACAGCAACAGUUUCUUCCAGUACAACUUCAGAAACAACAGUACCCUCAACACAUGAAACUACCUCUGCAACUACAGAGACCACAGUUCCCUCAACAACCACUGAAUCUACUACAUCAGAAACAACAACAGUUGUGUCCAGUACAAUCUCAGAAACAACAUUAACUUCAACAACAGAAACUACCACAGUACCAACAACUACAGAUGCCUCAGUUCCCUUAACAAGCACAGAGUCUACAACAUCUGGAACAACAGUUGCUUCCAGUACAACUUCAGAAACAACAUUAGCCUCAACAACAGAAACUACCACAGUACCAACUACUACAGAGACCACAGCUCCCUCAACAACCACUGAAUCCACUACUUCAGAAACAGCAACAGUUGCUUCCAGUACAAUUUCAGAAACAACAUUAGCCUCAACAACAGAAACUACCACAGUACCAACUACUACAGAGACCACAGUUCCCUCAACAACCACUGAAUCCACUACUUCAGAAACAACAACAGUUGCUUCCAGUACUCCUUCAGAAACAACAGUACCCUCAGCAACUGAAACUACCCCAGCACCAACAACUACCGAGACCACAGUUCCCUCAACAACCACAGAAUCUACUACUUCAGAAACAGCAACAGUUCCUUCCAGUACAACUUCAGAAACAACAGUACCCUCAACACAUGAAACUACCUCUGCAACUACAGAGACCACAGUUCCCUCAACAAUCACUGAAUCUACUACAUCAGAAACAACAACAGUUGCUUCCAGUACAAUUUCAGAAACAACAUUAGCCUCAACAACAGAAACUACCACAGUACCAACUACUACAGAGACCACAGCUCCCUCAACAACCACUGAAUCUACUACUUCAGAAACAACAACAGUUGCUUCCAGUACUCCUUCAGAAACAACAGUACCCUCAGCAACUGAAACUACCCCAGCACCAACAACUACCGAGACCACAGUUCCCUCAACAACCACAGAAUCUACUACUUCAGAAACAGCAACAGUUCCUUCCAGUACAACUUCAGAAACAACAGUACCCUCAACACAUGAAACUACCUCUGCAACUACAGAGACCACAGUUCCCUCAACAACCACUGAAUCUAUUACAUCAGAAACAACAACAGUUGCUUCUAGUACAAUUUCAGAAACAACAUUAGCCUCAACAACAGAAACUACCACAGUACCAACUACUACAGAGACCACAGCUCCCUCAACAACCACUGAAUCUACAACUUCAGAAACAGCAACAGUUCCUUCCAGUACAACUUCAGAAACAACAGUACCCUCAACACAUGAAACUACCUCUGCAACUACAGAGACCACAGUUCCCUCAACAGCCACUGAAUCUACUACAUCAGAAACAACAACAGUUGCGUCCAGUACAAUCUCAGAAACAACAUUAACUUCAACAACAGAAACUACCACAGUACCAACAACUACAGAUGCCUCAGUUCCCUUAACAAGCACAGAGUCUACAACAUCUGGAACAACAGUUGCUUCCAGUACAACUUCAGAAACAACAGUACCCUCAACAACUGAGACUACCCCAGCACCAACUACAGAGACCACAGUUCCCUCAACAACCACAGAAUCUACUACUUCAGAAACAGCAACAGUUCCUUCCAGUACAACUUCAGAAACAACAGUACCCUCAACACAUGAAACUACCUCUGCAACUACAGAGACCACAGUUCCCUCAACAACCACUGAAUCUACUACAUCAGAAACAACAACAGUUGCUUCCAGUACAACUUCAGAAACAACAGUACCCUCAACAACUGAAACUACCCCAGCACCAACAACUACCCAGACCACAGCUCCCUCAACAACCACUGAAUCUAUUACUUCAGAAACAACAACAGUUGCUUCCAGUACUCCUUCAGAAACAACAGUACCCUCAGCAACUGAAACUACCCCAGCACCAACAACUACCGAGACCACAGUUCCCUCAACAACCACAGAAUCUACUACUUCAGAAACAGCAACAGUUCCUUCCAGUACAACUUCAGAAACAACAGUACCCUCAACACAUGAAACUACCUCUGCAACUACAGAGACCACAGUUCCCUCAACAACCACUGAAUCUACUACAUCAGAAACAACAACAGUUGCUUCCAGUACAAUUUCAGAAACAACAUUAGCCUCAACAACAGAAACUACCACAGUACCAACUACUACAGAGACCACAGCUCCCUCAACAACCACUGAAUCUACUACUUCAGAAACAACAACAGUUGCUUCCAGUACUCCUUCAGAAACAACAGUACUCUCAGCAACUGAAACUACCCCAGCACCAACAACUACCGAGACCACAGUUCCCUCAACAACCACAGAAUCUACUACUUCAGAAACAGCAACAGUUCCUUCCAGUACAACUUCAGAAACAACAGUACCCUCAACACAUGAAACUACCUCUGCAACUACAGAGACCACAGUUCCCUCAACAACCACUGAAUCUACUACAUCAGAAACAACAACAGUUGCGUCCAGUACAAUCUCAGAAACAACAUUAGCUUCAACAACAGAAACUACCACAGUACCAACAACUACAGAUGCCUCAGUUCCCUUAACAAGCACAGAGUCUACAACAUCUGGAACAACAGUUGCUUCCAGUACAACUUCAGAAACAACAGUACCCUCAACAACUGAAACUACCCCAGCACCAACAACUACCCAGACCACAGUUCCCUCAACAACCACAGAAUCUACUACUUCAGAAACAGCAACAGUUCCUCCCAGUACAACUUCAGAAACAACAGUACCCUCAACACAUGAAACUACCUCUGCAACUACAGAGACCACAGUUCCCUCAACAACCACUGAAUCUACUACUUCAGAAACAGCAACAGUUCCUUCCAGUACAACUUCAGAAACAACAGUACCCUCAACACAUGAAACUACCUCUUCAACUACAGAGACCACAGUUCCCUCAACAACCACUGAAUCUACUACAUCAGAAACAACAACAGUUGCUUCCAGUACAAUUUCAGAAACAACAUUAGCCUCAACAACAGAAACUACCACAGUACCAACUACUACAGAGACCACAGCUCCCUCAACAACAACUGAAUCUACUACUUUAGAAACAGCAACAGUUCCCUCCAGUACAACUUCAGAAACAACAGUACCCUCAACACAUGAAACUACCUCUGCAACUACAGAGACCACAGUUCCCUCAACAACCACUGAAUCUACUACAUCAGAAACAACAACAGUUGCGUCCAGUACAAUCUCAGAAACAACAGUACCCUCAACACAUGAAACUACCUCUGCAACUACAGAGACCACAGUUCCCUCAACAACCACUGAAUCUACUACAUCAGAAACAACAACAGUUGCUUCCAGUACAAUUUCAGAAACAACAGUACUCUCAGCAACUGAAACUACCCCAGCACCAACAACUACCGAGGCCACAGUUCCCUCAACAACCACAGAAUCUACUACUUCAGAAACAACAACAGUUCCUUCCAGUACAACUUCAGAAACAACAGUACCCUCAACACAUGAAACUACCUCUGCAACUACAGAGACCACAGUUCCCUCAACAACCACUGAAUCUACUACAUCAGAAACAACAACAGUUGCGUCCAGUACAAUCUCAGAAACAACAUUAGCUUCAACAACAGAAACUACCACAGUACCAACAACUACAGAUGCCUCAGUUCCCUUAACAAGCACAGAGUCUACAACAUCUGGAACAACAGUUGCUUCCAGUACAACUUCAGAAACAACAGUACCCUCAACAACUGAAACUACCCCAGCACCAACAACUACCCAGACCACAGUUCCCUCAACAACCACAGAAUCUACUACUUCAGAAACAGCAACAGUUCCUUCCAGUACAACGUCAGAAACAACAGUACCCUCAACACAUGAAACUACCUCUGCAACUACAGAGACCACAGUUCCCUCAACAACCACUGAAUCUACUACAUCAGAAACAACAACAGUUGCGUCUAGUACAAUCUCAGAAACAACAUUAGCUUCAACAACAGAAACUACCACAGUACCAACAACUACAGAUGCCUCAGUUCCCUUAACAAGCACAGAGUCUACAGUAUCUGGAACAACAGUUGCUUCCAGUACAACUUCAGAAACAAUAAUACCCACAACAACUGAAACUACCCCAGAACCAACAACUACAGAGAAUACAGUUCCCUCAACAACCAAAGAAUAUACUAUUUCCGAAACAACAACUAUUUCUUCCAGUACAACUUCAGAAACUGCAGUACCCAUAACAACUGAAACUACCCCAGCAGCAGCAACUACAGAGACCACAGUUCUCUCAACAACCACAGCAUUUACUACUUCAGAAACAAUAGUUACUUCCAGUACAACUUCAGAAACAACAGUACCCACAACAACUGGAACUACCCCAGCACCAACUACUACAGAGACCACAGCUCCCUCAACAACCACUGAAUCUACUACUUCAGAAACAACAACAGUUCCUUUCAGUACAACUUCAGAAAUAACAGUACCCACAACAACUGAAACUACACCAGCACCAACUACUACAGAGACCACAGUUCCCUCAACAACCACAGAAUCUACUACUUCAGAAACAUCAACAGUUACUUCCAGUACAACUUCAGAAACAACAGUACCCACGCCAACUGAAAGUAACCCAACACCAACCACAAAGACUGCAGUUCCCUCAACAACCAUAGAAUCUACUACUUCAGAAACAAUAACAGUUCCUUACAGUACAACUUCAGAGACAACAUUACAGUCAACAACUGGAACUACCCAGGCCUCAACAACCACAUCUGAAACAAAUUUUUCUGCAAAUGCAGAAAUUACAGUAACAUCAACUACUGAAAUUACCCAGGCAUCAACAUCUACAGAGACCACAGCUCCAUUAACAACUGAGACCACACAGGCCUCAUCAGCCACAAUGUCUACAGCACCAGAAACAACAAAAGUUCCUUUCAGUACAACUGCAAAAACAACAGUAGCCUCAUCAAAUGAAACUACACAGACAUCAACAACUACAGAGAAAACCGUUCCAUUAACAAUGACUGGAACAGCACCUGUUACAAACUCCACAGUAGAAACGCAAACACCAUUAGCUGCAUUUUCAACUGCUAAAGGGACUACAUCUGGGUCCACAACAGUGGCAACUACAGAAACAACUACCAUAUCUUCAACAUCAACUAUUUCUCCAACUGCUAUGGAAACCACAGGCUCUUCAGCAACUGAAAAGAUGCUAGUGACUUCAGCAACAUCAGAGACUUUAAAAAUCACAGAAAGUAAAACAAUGCUUUCAACAAUUGCAGCUACACACACAGUUCUUGAAGCUACACAAGUUUUAACAUCUACAGAAAGUACAAGUGACGCUGCUAAAACCACAGUUUCAUCAGCAGCUGUAACUACAGAAGUAACAAUAGCUACUGAAGCUGUCAUGGUUCCAGAAACAAUAACUGUCCCAACAAGCACAACUUUGGAAACUACAAUACUUACUAAAAGUACACAUGCCACAACAAUUAUAGAAUCCACAGUUCUAUCAACAACUGAACCCCCAGGGUCUUCAGCAACUACAGAAUCUAACACAGCAGGUUCCUCAAUAGCUAAAACUACACACACAUCAGAAACCACAAGUUCACCAAUAAUUGAAACAACACAAGGCUCAACAAAUACAGAUUCUACCACUACAACAGAAAUAACUUCUUUAGUGACAUCUUUAGAAACAAGUGUGUUAACAACUGGCACCAUAGAAUCUACAAAAUAUACAACUUCUUUAGGUGCAGCUUUGGAAACAAGUGCAUUAACAAGUGAAACCACAACACCUACAAUAGUUGUUUCAACAAUACCUGAAACAACAACAGUUCCUUCAGAAACAACUGUAUUACCCUCAAUCACUGCAACUAUUCAUGCAUUGCCAUCUACAGAGACAGUAGUUCCAUCAAUGGCAGUGACAUUAACAACUCUCAAAUCAGCAACAGAGACAUCAAGCUCAACUGCAGAAACCACAGUAUUUACAACAGCUAUUUCAGCAAAAUCUGAAACAACAGAAUUUCCUACAUCUGGAACAACAAUAAUAGCGCCAUCAAGCUCAAUAGCAAGCACAGUUUCAUCAACAGCUGAGACAACAGAGGGUCAAACUAGAGAACAAACUGCAAUGGCUACAACAUCAGAAACAACAACAGUUCCAUCAAGCACAGCUACAGAGGUGUUGUCUAUUUCCUUCAGAUCUGAAACAACAACGUUGCCUUCAAGCGAUACUUCAAAAAUGAUAAUACCCUCAGCAGCUGAAACUACACAAGCCUCAGAAACAACAAGUUCAUCAAUUAAAACAGCACAGGCCUUAACAACUACAGAGUCUACAACAAUACUUUCAACAAUAUCAGAAGCAACAGUUCCCUUAAGUGAAACCACUACAGAAUCUCAAAUAACAUCAGAAGCAACAGCAAUCAGAAGCACAGCUAUGGAAACAAGUAUAUUUACAACUAAAACCACAGAGGCCUCAACUACCACAGCACCAUCAUCAGUUGUUUUACCAAUAUCUGAAACAACACCUUUUCCUUCAGGCACAACUGUAUUACCCUCAACCACUGAAAAAAAUAAUGUCUCAGUAUCUACAGAGACAGCAGUUCCAUCAACUGCAGGGACAUUAACAAAUCUGGAAUCAGCAACAGUUUUUUCCACAGCUGUAAACACAAUAACAAUACCAUCAAGCACAACUGCAGAAACCACAGUACCUACAACAGCUAUUUCAACAAUAUCUAAAACAACAACAGUUCCUUCAGCAAUAUCUGAAAAAGCAGCAGUUACUUCAGGCACAACUUCAGUACCCUCAACAAUUGAAACUACACAUGCCUCAACAUACACAGAGACAAUGCCAUCAAUAGCAGUGACUUCAAAAACUUUAGAAUUAACAACAGUAGUUUCCACAUCUUUAAGCACAACUAUGGAAACAAGUGCAUCAACAACUGACACCACAGAGGCCUCAACUACCACAGCACCUACAUCAGUUGUUUCAAAAAUAUCAGACACAACUGUAUUACCUUCGACCACUGAAACUAUUCAUGCCUUAACAUCUACAGAAACAACAGGUCCAUCAAGCACAGCUGCAGGAACCACAGUACCUACAACAGCCAUUUCAACAGUAUCUGAAACAACAGUAGUUCCAUCAGGUACAACUUCAGUGCCCUCAACCACUGAAACCACACAUCUCUCAACACACACAGAGACAACUCCAUCAACAGCAGUAACCUCAAAAACUUUGGAAUCAACAACAGCAGUUUCCACAUCUGGAAUAACAAUAACAGUGCCAUCAAGCACAACUGGAGAAACUAACAUUUCAUCAACAUCUGAGACAACUACAGAACCAACAACAAAAGUUUCUACAAAAAUAGCAACAUCAGAAGCAACAAUUUUCUUCACCCUAAUUGCAGAAACCACUACUACAGUGGUAUCAACCACUACAGUAUCUCCAACUGCGGUUACACCUUCAAACAGAACUACAGAUACAAUGAAUGCACUAAUAACUGGAACUACAGAGGCCUCAGCAAGCACAAAAGCUACAACAGUAGUUUCAAAAAUAUCAGAAACAACAGUUCCUACAACAAUGCUUUCCACAUCUAAAACAGCAAGUCAUUUAAAACCAGUUGCAGAAACUACAGCUCAGUUAACUUCCGAGACAUCGCCAUCCAUCGACUCUGCAAUAACAAUUUUACAUACAUCUACAGUUCCUCCAAGUGCAAUUAAAGAAACAAGUACAUUACAAAUUGAAAAUACAGAGGGCUCAACAACCACAGAGUCUACAAUAGUGGUUUCAAAAACAGAAACAACAAAAACUCAAUCAAGCAACAUUUUAGAUACCACAUUACCUCCAAUGACUGAAAUUACACCAGCUUUGGUCUUCACAAGUACCACUGCUGAAGCCACCAAAAUGUCAACAACUGUAACUGCAGAAGUAACUACUGCCACAAAAAAUUUAACUGCAAUGUCAACUACAUUAAAAACAGUUCCUUCAAGUCCAACUGCAGAAACAGUAGUUCCUUUAUCAAGUGAAACAGCCCAGACCUUGAGAGCAACAGAAACUCCAGUACCAUCAGUUAUGAAAACCACAGAGGCUGUAACAAAUAUACAGUCAACAGCAGUGGUUUCCACAACAUCUGCAAUAACAACAGUCCCUUCAAGAAGUUUAACUACAGAAUCAUCAGGAAAUAUAAAAAAUACAACUUUAGAAAGUAUAAUUACAUCAUCAAUUCAAACAUCUCAGGCUGCAACACCUGGAGCAACAACAGUUCCUUCAACAACACUGGAGACAGCAGCUGUGCCUUUGAAAACAACUAUAAUAGCCAAAGAAUCUUCUGUAGCAACUACAUUAACCACACCAACUUUACCAGUUUUACCCAUUACAAGUACAGCAGCAGGAUCUCAGGCAUCAUCGACUGCUUCAUCAGUUGGAGUUAAUACAACUACCAUGAAAACAGUAUCUACAACUAUACCACCACAAACAGCAAUGAGCACAGCAGGAACUACAGCUUCACCCAUUACAAGUAAAGCCGCAGGAUCUCAGGCAUCAUCAACUACAUCACCAGCUGGAAUCAAUACAACUACCAUUAAAACAUUAUCUACAGCUGCACCCACAACAUUAAUGAGUACAGCAGUGACAGAGCCUCCUGUGAAUGCAGUCACCCAAGCUCCAGUGCAAACAGUACAAACAAAAGAUAUAGCUAUUAAUUGUACUUUCACUAGCUUAUCCUAUUCUAAUGAUUUAGGGACGCAGAAUUCUGCAGAAUUCAACUCUACUGCUGCUGAUAUCAUUGCCUUGCUGGAUGCUGCCUUCAGGAAUAGCACAAUUGGAAGCAAAUAUAGGAACUGUAAAAUUGAUAACUUUAUGUCUGCUUCACAGGGCACCAAAGUAAAUUCUAUCUGCAGCAUCAACAACGAAACAACUGGACCACAGUUUGACAUAGUGGUCUUCUAUGGAGAGCUUGAAGCUGUAACGAACAACGUGACACAGUGGGGAAAAUACAAACUUGACAAGAAUAGUCUUUUUGUUAAUGGUUACCAGAAACCUACAACAACUUUAAUACCAACGACAACAACUAAGCCAACUACAACAACUAUAAAAACAGCCAGCACCCCUGGACAAAUAUUGGGGCCAAAGCCAUUCUUCCUGAAUUUUACGAUCACCAACCUCGACCAUAGCAGCACUCUAGAAAAUAAGGAUUCUGCCAAUUACAGCCUCAACAAAAACAACAUUGACAAAUUGUUGAAUGAAGCCUUUAAUAAAAGCAUUUUAAAGAACCGCUUUGAAAACUGCACUGUUACUGCAUUCAGGCCAACUCCAAAAUCACCUUUCACAACUACUGAAGCAAUAUGCAUCUUCAAUGUUGAUCUUUUGGCCAAGGGCAUUGAUAAUCAAUACAUUAAAGAUGUUUUCCUUAAUGAAACAGAAAAUGGAGUCCGUCUGGGCAUUUAUACUUUGGACAAAACAAGCAUAAAUGUUGCCGGUUACACUGCAGAUCAAGCAACCACUACUACCAUCGUGACUACCACAGUUCCAUCUCUUGCUCCUGGCGAUAAAGGCUAUGACAUCAGUUUUACGAUAUACAAUGAUUUUGUGCCCAGUGAUCCUGUAGAGUUUGAGAAGAAGAGACUGCUAAUAGAAGAAGAGCUGAAUACGCUUUACCGGAAUAGUGCGCUUAGCAAAAAAUUUAAAUUCUGCAAAGUUUCGGCAAUGAGAAAUGGAUCCAUUAUUCCUUCAUGUGGGUGUUACUUUGAAGAUGACCCAGCUGUAACAAUAGACAGUGUGAGAAAAGAGUUUUUCGAUGGGACCAAAAAUGGAACUCUCCUGGGAAAAUCCUUUAAACUUAAUAACAUUUCUAUUCAAGAAAUGUCCACAACAAAUGAAUUACCAUUUUGGGCCAUCAUCCUGAUAUGCCUGGCUGUACUUUUGGGCCUCAUAUUGCUGUUCCUCUUUAUCUUCGUGCUGGUAUUUUUCCUACGAAAACGAAAAGGCUCUUUUGAUGUACGAGAUACGAGUAUUUAUGGAACCUAUUUCCCUCAUCUCGACAUGCGGAAUUACAACUGAUGGAUUUUCAGACUACGCCUAUGAAUCUAUUAAAAAAAACCUAGCAACUUGUGUUUUAUCCCCUGAAGGACUGAAAUCGGCAUUUUAGAUGCUACAACUGAAUCAGCUUGUUAUAUGUAGUACAUUGCUAAUCGGUAACCCUUGAAACAACAGCAGCCCUCUCUUUGAUUUAUAUCUCUGCAGCUUUAAAAUUCCAAGUGAAUAAUGCUUGAAAGACAGGAGAAUAAAGAGAAGGGUUAACUGUGCCAUACUCAGGAGCCAUAAAGGAAAUGCUGCUUUUACAGACAUCUAGCUGGUUCGCUGGCGGUCUGGCUUAGAUGAUUGUGCUUUGGCACUUAUAGAAUAAUUGCACUAUUUAACCAAGUCCCAUUAAGGUCUUUACUAUUGUAUUUAUUUAUAGAUGGAUAAUUGUUUUUUCUAGACUUUAUUAAUAUAUUGUGAGAUUUACCAAUGUAGGGAGUGUCUGAGGUUUGUGGGAUAAAUACUCUCAUAUCUCAACACUUCAUUUUAGUCAUUACUUUUGAAACAUAUUAAGUACAGAUAAGCACAUUUUUAUAUAAUCAGUUGAAUGCUGGUACAGCUAGCAUGAACGAAUGAAAGGAAAAUGAUAACCCCAGCUUUAGUAUUUCUCCAUAGUUUCAUGUUUAAUCACACAUUGCUUCUGUGUGUAUCAAGAAUUUUCCCCACUGUCUAAGCAUACGUUUUACAUAAGAAGUAAGAAAAGUUUAUAAGAAAAAGCAGUUGGAGGACAUUACUAUAUACUGUGGUAUAUGCUGCUCAGGUGGAACAUCUGAUUUAUCUUAUUUCCAGUUCCAUUUUACAUUCAUCUGUAUCAUGUGUGGCAAGUUAUUCUUAUUUUAGUGAGGAAAAUGGUGUUAAAAGGGAACUGCCAGUCCAAUAAUCAAGUUAUUUCACACUUUUUCUGUGUGUAUGUAGCUGUUUUACACUUUUGGAACUGCUUAUUAUUUCUUUUAAGUAAUUAUUUUCAACUUUAAUAUAUGGCUCAUCUGCAAGUUGAGAGUUAUGUAUAAGCUUGUUCAUGGCCGUCAUCAGAAAUCUUGGGAGCCCAUACAACUACAUACCCGGCCCCACCCAACAGAGCAACAGGCCCUUUUUUAUGCACCAGUGGGACCCUGAUAUUUUACUGCUUGCUCCAUUGCUGGGGGUCCGAGCCCAUAUACUGCUGCAUAAUUAAAAGACAAAUUAAAGUAUUUGUCCAGGCCAAUGGGCUUAAAAGUUGCUGGUUUCUCUGCAGCAAUCCCAGCUAUCCCCACUGAUGGCGACCAUGGACAUUAUGAAAUGUAGCACUCAGAGGCUCCACUGCCAGAAAAUGGGCCUAAACAUCCUAUAACCCACUCUCUAUACAUUUGGUUCGUUACGUGCUAAGCUUAUAUUUAUUAAACUUAUAUUUAUGGUUUCAGUAUUAUAUAAAUAUAUAUGUACCCUCUCAAAAAACAUGAUUUCAUCAUGCAACAUAUUUAUAUUUAAAACUGUAAUUUUAAAGAAAUGUAUUUUUAACACUUUAGAUCAAAAUGCAUUAAUAAA
This is a messenger RNA of Xenopus laevis (African clawed frog), 11733 nucleotides long. RefSeq names its product mucin-2. The record is from RefSeq and is a predicted model, not a curated record. Lineage: Eukaryota; Metazoa; Chordata; Amphibia; Anura; Pipidae. The transcript is spliced from 17 exons. The annotation marks the transcript as partial.